AUGAGGAGCACAGGUGGCUUGGCUGUGCUGCUGGUGGCAGUUGUCUCUGCUGGCUGCCAGGCUCAUGCACAGUAUCCCCUGCCCGACGUAGAGGAUGCCAACUUCGUUGCAGACUGUGUGAGGGCUCACAACAGCUUUCGCUCCAGGGUGACGCCCCCAGCCAGCAACAUGCUGCUCAUGUCCUGGGAUGCUGCUUUAGCUAAGACUGCCAAAGCAUGGGCAGAGAAGUGCAAGUUUGAGCACAACAUCUACCUUAAAACACCAGGGAAGGUGCACCCCACCUUCACCCCUGUGGGAGAGAACAUCUGGACUGGGACAGCCAGCACCUUCUCUGUGGAUGAAGCUCUCAGGGACUGGUUUAAUGAAGUGAGAAGCUAUGAUUUCAACACCAACAGGUGCACUGGCAUGUGUGGGCACUACACCCAGGUGGUUUGGGCAGAGAGCUACAAAGUUGGCUGCGCAGUUCACUUCUGCCACACGGUGGAGGGUUUCCCGGGCCUCCUGGGAGCGGCACAUUUCGUCUGUGACUAUGGACCAGCGGGGAACUACCCAAGACAGCCAUACAAAGCAGGACAGCCCUGCAGUGCCUGCAGCGAUGAGAAGUGUGUGGACAAGCUCUGUGGAAGCACAGAACACGAGAAGCUGAUCAAUUAUGGCUCCUGGUACCCAAGCUGGGGUGCACAGCCCCAGCCACCACGGCCGCGUCCCCCCAGGCCGCCCGCGGAGCAGCCAGGUCCCUCCUGUGACCGCUACUGUCUGGCUGUUACCAUCCUGAGGCCCCUGCUGGUGGUGCUGAGUGCUGGUGCUGUUGUUUUGGUGCAGCAGCGCUUUCCACACACCUUUUUCUAUGAGUAGUGCUGAGUCGUGGUGCUGCUCUUGAGCCUGCCCCUGACAUGCAGAAGGCACUUGGGCAUCUCUCCAGCGUCCUCGUGAUGCUGAUCAGCAUGGAAAAGGCUUUUUCCCCGCUCCAGGCUGGACACGAGUGGCUCUGCAUGCAGUUAGUGGAAUGCACUGGCAGCAGCUGCAGCACACUCGUGUGUCUGACCCAGCCUCCUCGCUCCAGCUCCAGGAUGCACUGCCAGCGGGACCACACAGGCUCCAUGUGCCCACCUAUGCCAACAGCCCCUGCAAUCCAGGGGUGGCACAAAGGCCUGUCUGAAGUGGCACACUGCACCCAGAGGAGGCAGCAACUCAUUUCCAUCACACCGCAGUCAUCCCAACAUCCUAUGCUCCAGAUGAUGGCAGCUGAACUCUGUGUCCGACUGCUUAGCAGUAGCAGGAAUAAAUCCUGUUCUUGAGCCUAUGUGUAUCAGACUCCUGUGAAGAU
Pogoniulus pusillus (Red-fronted tinkerbird) is the source of this 1327-nucleotide messenger RNA. It is a transcript of the gene GLIPR1, whose product is annotated as GLI pathogenesis related 1. The coding region runs from base 1 to 855 and encodes 284 amino acids. The record is from RefSeq and is a predicted model, not a curated record. The transcript is spliced from 6 exons. Gene Ontology annotation, cellular component: extracellular region. NCBI's taxonomy places the organism in Eukaryota, Metazoa, Chordata, Aves, Piciformes, Lybiidae.